GCUUUGUUUAAUGAUAUGCUAUUGAAAAAUAUCAAGCCAAAUGCUCGUACCUUUAACAUAUUGGUUGACGCAUUGUGCAAGGAAGGAAAGGUCAAGGAAGCAAAAUAUGUGUUAGCUGUUGUGAUAAAAGAAGGUGUAAAACCUAAUGUUGUUACUUAUAGUACAUUAAUGGAUGGGUAUUGCUUAGUUAAGGAAGUGAACAAUGCAAAAUAUGUGUUCAAUACUAUGGUCCCAAGGGGAGUGACUCCUAAUGUUUGGAGCUACACAAUCAUGAUUAAUGGAUUAUGUAAGAGUGGAAUGGUCGAUGAAGGCUUGAAUCUUUUUAGCGAAAUGCAUCGCAAAAAAAUGAUUCCUAAUACGGUAACUUACAAUUCUCUUAUUCAUGGUUUGUGCAAAUCAGGGAGAAUCUCUUCUGUUUGGGAUCUUAUUGAUGAGAUGCAUGAUAAAGGUCAACCACCUAAUAUAAUCACUUACAAUUCCGUAUUAGACUCUUUAUGCAAAAACCAUUAUCUUGACAAGGCAAUUGCAUUAGUCACGAUAAUUAAAAACCAGGGAAUUCUGCCAAAUAUGUGCACAUACACUAUACUUAUUGAUGGAUUAUGCAAAGGUGGAAGACUUAAGAAUGCACAAGAGGUUUUCCAGGAUCUUUUGUUUAAAGGCUAUCUUCUAGAUGUCCAGACAUAUACUGCUAUGAUCAAUGGUCUGUGUAAAGCAAGCUUGUUUGAUGAAGCAUUGUCCUUGCUAUCCAAAAUGGAAGACAAUGGUCGUAUGCCUGAUGCAGUAACUUUUGAAGUAAUUAUUCGUGCUCUCUUUGAAAAAGAUGAGAAUGAUAAGGCGGAGAAACUUCUACGUGAAAUGAUUGCUAGAGAAACGAGGCAAAAUGAUCACUCUCCCAGCGUUCAGCCAAUCCGUAUGUCAAGCUGUUUUCAUUUUGGAUCGGCAAACCCUAACAUUACAGUAACACAACUUGUAGCUGCUAACAACAAUGUCAAUGUCAAUGUAAAUGUAAAUGUCAAUGUCAAUGUCAAUGCCAAGUUUAAGAUACUCAAGAGGGGUUAUCACCCAGAUACCAUAACCUUGAACACUCUUAUGAAAGGUCUCUGUCUUAAGGGUGAAGUUAAGAAAGCACUGAUCUUUCAUGACAAGGUGGUAGCUCAAGGAUUUCAGUUGAACCAAGUUAGUUAUGGGACCUUGAUCAAUGGGUUAUGUAAAAUAGGAGAAACAAAAGCGGCCAUACAGUUGCUGAGAAAGAUUGAAGUGCAAUUAGUUCAGCCUGAUGUGGUAAUGUACAACACAAUCAUUGAUAGCCUAUGUAAAGAUAAACUUAUAACUCAAGCCUGUCAAUUGAAAGAAGGGUUUGCUUUGUUUAACGAAAUGCUAUUGAAAAACAUCAACCCAGAUGCUCAUACCUUUAACAUAUUGAUUGAUGCAUUGUGUAAGGAAGGAAAGGUUAAAGAAGCAACAAAUGUGUUAGUUGUUAUGAUAAAAGAAGGUGUAAAACCUAAUGUUGUUACUUAUAGUACAUUAAUGGAUGGGUAUUGCUUAGUUAAGGAAGUGAACAAUGCAAAAUAUCUGUUCAACACUAUGGCCCAAAGGGGUGUGACUCCUAAUGUUCACAGCUACAGUAUCAUGAUUAACGGAUUAUGUAAGAUUAGAAUGGUGGAUGAGGCCAUGAAUCUCUUUGAAGAAAUGCAUCGCAAAAAUAUGAUCCCCAAUGCGGUAACUUACAGCUCUCUUAUUGAUGGUUUGUGCAAAACAGGGAGAAUCUCUAUUGUUUGGGAUCUUAUUGACGAGAUGCAUGAUAAAGGUCAACCAGCUAAUAUAAUCACUUACAAUUCCAUUAUACACUCUCUAUGUAAAAGUCAUCAUCUUGACAAGGCAAUUGCAUUAUUCACCAAAAUUAAAGAUCAAGGUAUUCGGCCAAAUGUGUUGACAUUUACUAUACUUAUUGAUGGAUUAUGCAAAGGUGGAAGACUUAAGAAUGCACAAGAGGUUUUUCAGGAUCUUUUGAUUAAAGGCUAUCCUCUAGAUGUCCAGACAUAUUAUGUUAUGAUCAAUGGACUUUGCAAAGAGGGUUUGUUUGAUGAAGCAUUGGCCUUGCUAUCAAAAAUGGAAGACAAUGGUUGCAUCCCUGAUGUUGUAACUUUUGAAGUAAUUAUUCAUGCUCUCUUUGAAAAAGAUGAGAAUGAUAUGGCGGAGAAACUUCUUCGUGAAAUGAUUGCUAGAGGCCUAUCGUAAGAGAAAACUAGGUACUUAUUUUGUUUCGAUAUCCUUGGGGUUCUUCAUUCUUUUGAUUCAGCAGCUAGGGAUGGAGUUACUUGUCACUUGAGGUUUUCAGAUCCGUUGUCUUAAGGAAUGUAAAAAACUAG
Molecule: messenger RNA, 2369 nt
Organism: Gastrolobium bilobum
Lineage: Eukaryota; Viridiplantae; Streptophyta; Magnoliopsida; Fabales; Fabaceae
Product: pentatricopeptide repeat-containing protein At1g63400-like
Exons: 5
Coding region: 16-2238 (740 amino acids)
Molecular function (GO): protein binding
Source: RefSeq, a predicted model, not a curated record